This is a messenger RNA of Neopsephotus bourkii (Bourke's parrot), 1750 nucleotides long. RefSeq names its product T-cell immunoglobulin and mucin domain-containing protein 4-like. The transcript is spliced from 9 exons. The record is from RefSeq and is a predicted model, not a curated record. Bases 16 to 1107 code for a protein of 363 amino acids. Lineage: Eukaryota; Metazoa; Chordata; Aves; Psittaciformes; Psittacidae.
CCUCCAUCAGCUAAAAUGUCCCAUUUUGUGUUGUUCCACUGGAUAAUGAUACAGAGCUUUAUAGUGCAUGCCACAUCUGAAGCUGUCAUUAGAGGAGUAACAGGGCAAUCCGUUAAGUUGCCUUGCUUCUACAAGGUGGCACGACACAAGGACAUCUCCGAUAUGUGCUGGGGCAGAGGUCCAUGCCCGAAUUCAAAGUGCAAUAACAAAGUUUUGCACACCACUAGAAAUCGGGUGACGUACAGGAUAUCCCAGCGAUACAGUCUCCGGGGCUAUAUUUCCUAUGGAGACGUGUCUCUCACGAUUGCAGAUGUGCAGUCAGAAGAUGCAGGUACAUACUGCUGCCGCGUGGAGAUCCCGGGUUGGUUCAAUGACAUCAAACAGAACAUACAGCUGGAGGUGGACAGAGCCCCACCAGUGAUAACAACCACCAUGAGAAAGGUUCCUGUUUCUCCCACAGUUUUUAGGGAAGCAACAUCUGCUCUUCCAGCAACUUCUGAUGAUCAAACCACAGCAGAGACCCCGGUCCUCCUGACAACCACCGUCCCUGAAGCGACAACUGCAACCACUGGUUUUCCAGCAGUGACUACACCAGAGACCAUUGCUCCCCUAACAUUUGCUGUGACAGCAGAUAUGGUGACAACCAGUGCUCUCCCAGAUUUUUCAACUAGAUUCGAAGAAGUUGAUGUGACAACUGAAUAUGACUGUGUGUUCUGCUCUGAAGGGUCUGUCACUCUUACCGUCAGUAUGAAUGUGACUACCGAUUUCCCAAGCACGCUUCUGACUGCAGAGGGAACUAAAAGCACUAACACUUCUCUCAUGGUGGAAGAGGUGCCAACUGCAGGGAUUUCAUCAAGUUUAGAGGGCAUGGCUGAGAAACAUGAUGAUAAUGGAGAUAAGUUUCCCAUCUAUGUCUUUCUCAUUGCCUGCCUUGUUGUGGUGCCUGUUCUUUUCCUAUUGGUGCUCUCAUUGUUGCUUCGGAAACGACUGUGUCACCACGAAGAGACCAGGGACCAUGAGCUGGCGGGGAUGCAGGAGGAGGAAGACUGUGCAAAGAACCUGUUCACUCACUUGCUGCAGGUAAACACACAAAGAAGUUUAUUAUAAAAAGCCAUGGACCAGCAGAAGACCUUUAAAACAUUUUCAGUGGCACUGAAGGAGAAAACAACGUUUUCCCUGUGAAGAGCUCCUACAUCACCUAUAGAUGCCAUGGAAAAUGAAGAAGGUUCUGUUUCAUGCUUCAUUGAUAGAUACUUACAAGCCCCAGUCUAUCCAUGGGUGUAAACCAAAGGCCCAAGUUUCAGCUACAGAAAUUUAAAUCUUCAUGCAAAUUAUGCCAUGUUGCCUUUAAAAAUUAUUGCAUAAAAAAGCUUCUUUGAGAGGAACACCUAUGCAUUAUUCAUAGGUGUUUCUUGCAUCUGCCUUCUUACUACUACCAUGUUACACAACUGAAUUUGUUUUUCUCCAUUUUUACUAAUAUUCUUCCUUGAAUACAACUUAUACUGCGAGGAAAAGAAGAGAGAAAAAAUGAUAUGAAAUGCUGCCUAACUUCAAAUUGCCUAAAAAAGAAAAAACCAGCAAAUAGAGUUCUUACUGCUUUUAUGUAAUCAAGAGAAAAAUUAAGACACAAGAAUGCUGUGACUAUAAAUCAAAAUUGCAGAUUACUUAAGGGCUACCAGUGCUGCCUGUGAUUCAGCAUGUUUGGAUGACCCUUGGAGACUAUGUUAAUAAACUUUGUAAUUUACUGCUA